AUGCGUAUCCAAUCUCUCGCUCUCUUGGCCGGUGCCACUGCCGCUAUCGCUGCCGAAACAGUCACUCUUUUCCUCCCCGGGUUCGACGAGCAAAGAAUUGAGGGCAAGGUCAUUGGCACUAGCGGCUCCAUGACCAAAUAUCUCAUCAAAUGUGCUGUCGGCGUUGAUUCCACCGACUGUGGCCUUCCACCCGAUGGCAUGACCGUGGCCCAAGGCUCUUCAACCGUCAGCCUAGGGUACGGUAUGGAGGGAACCACCAUCGCUGAGAGCUGCAAGUACGAUGCCAAAACCGCCAGUUGCGGCGCUACCCUUAACGAGGGCGGCACAACCUCCACGUGGAAUUCGGCCAUCGCUAUCACAGAAAUUCCCGGUGGCGCAUUAAUGCCUGUUACUAUCACGGCAACUGGAACUGACAACGCAUCCGCCACCACUGGUGCCUCGGUCUCGGCUUCUACAGCCACCUCGACUGGCGCUGCUACUUUGACCACUUCUGCUUCUACUUCCGACAGCACCGCUACUGGCACCAGCACCAGCACUGGUACUAGCACUGCUGGUUCCUCGGAUAAGAGCAGUGCUGCUGCCACCAGCCAGUCUAAGACUGGUAACGCUGCUGUGCCCAUGAUCACCGGAAAUGCUCGCUGGGCUGCCGGUGGUGUUGCAGCUGCACUGGCCCUCGUUGCUCUCUGA
Penicillium samsonianum is the source of this 687-nucleotide messenger RNA. RefSeq lists its product as uncharacterized. The transcript is spliced from 3 exons. NCBI's taxonomy places the organism in Eukaryota, Fungi, Ascomycota, Eurotiomycetes, Eurotiales, Aspergillaceae. Bases 1 to 687 code for a protein of 228 amino acids. The record is from RefSeq and is a predicted model, not a curated record.